CCCUCUAACAGCAAAAAUUCUUAAAAUUGUUGCAUUGACGCGAUUUUCUGUUUGGUUACUGAUAAAUCUAAGGAAGAUGUGGUACUCAGGGAUAAUUUUUUCAAUGCAACCAAACGGAGAUGUUUAUCUGAAACGUUCUCUUAGUGCUUUUUUUUUGUUUUUUGUUUCCUCUUGCUGGAUGAAUUGUUUGAUUCGCUGUUUUCUUUACUCAGGAAAGCUUAUCGUGUAAAAUCUCCAAAUCUGAAAGUCUAAUUCUUGAAAAUUGAAAACCUACAGAAAUGAUGUCGUUUGAAAUGAAUGACCGAAAAAAGAUCGGGUUAGGCUUAACAGGGUUUGGAAUAUUUUUCUCGUUUCUGGGAAUUAUCUUCUUCUUUGACAAGGGACUACUUGCUAUGGGAAAUAUCCUCUUCGUCUCAGGGCUGAGUCUAACCAUUGGAAUGAAGUCCACCAUGCAAUUUUUCAUGAAACGCCAAAAUUUCAAGGGAACCAUUUCAUUUGGUGCUGGCUUCUUCUUUAUUGUCAUUGGAUGGCCAAUUAUAGGCAUGAUCUUGGAAGCAUAUGGCUUCAUAGUACUUUUCAGUGGCUUCUGGCCAACCUUGGCUGUCUUUUUGCAGAAGAUACCUAUUCUUGGCUGGGUAUUCCAACAACCAUUUGUCAGAUCAUUCUUUGAUCGACAACGGGGCAAACGGGUACCUGUGUGACUCUGGAUCUUAGCAAUGGAUUGCCAACCUUUUUGCAGUGACUACAGCAUACCGACAGAUCACAAACCAAAGUCUUCAUUCUUUUUUUCCUUACUCCUGAUAUGGGAACAUAGGAAAUGGUUCUUAUUGAUAACAGGCAAUGUUCUAACAAGAGAAAGGACAGAAAAAUGAUAAUGACAGUAAAGUGGUUAUUUCUGUCAUAGCCAUGGUACUGGCAAAAGAAGCAAAAGAAAAUGAUUUGGCUCAUUUAUCUACUUGAUUAUGGUUGUACUUUGCUCAUUGCCUUUCUGAUAUAUGCUUUGGAUUCUCCACUUGUGAAAAUGUGUACAGAAUCUCUAGUAUGCUUCUCUGUUUUGUACUAUUGAUAAAUUCAGGUUCAAUCA
Messenger RNA from Ricinus communis (castor bean), 1084 nucleotides. Its product is annotated as vesicle transport protein GOT1. The coding region runs from base 279 to 701 and encodes 140 amino acids. The record is from RefSeq and is a predicted model, not a curated record. The transcript is spliced from 7 exons. NCBI's taxonomy places the organism in Eukaryota, Viridiplantae, Streptophyta, Magnoliopsida, Malpighiales, Euphorbiaceae. Gene Ontology annotation, biological process: endoplasmic reticulum to Golgi vesicle-mediated transport; retrograde transport, endosome to Golgi.